AUGGUUGUUGAUGCCGAUUCAUCACUCAACGCACAACAAGUUACCAUUCAUCAAAAACUACAAGUCAAAGGUCAAUGCCAAGGAGAAACUGAAGCUUUUUUCCAUCAAAAAAUAGUCGAAGAAGAUCUGAAAAACUUUGCUCUAGAGUAUAUUCACGAUUUUACCGACCAAGGCCAACCCACUGAUAAAAACGAACCACAAUCAUCUGCUACUACCAAAAACAUCAACAACAACAACAACAAACAAUUAACUACUAUCAAAAACAAAAACAACAACAACAACCAUUUAACUACCAAAAACAUCAACAACAACAACAACAAACCAUUAUCUACUACCAAAAUCAACAACAACAACUUCAACAAAAACAACAAAAAAUUGACUACCAAAAACAUCAACAACAACAACAACAUCAUCAUCAACAAAAACAACAAAAAAUUAACUAUUACCAAUAACAACAAUAUCAACAUCAAAUCAACCAAUGUUAUUGUGAAACUAUUAAUUGACAAAGUGGAGAAAAAAAAGGAAUUAGAAUCAAAAAACUAUAAUCACCAUCUAUCAAAUGUCAUGGCACAGAAAAAGAAUGCCGAUAGUAUUUUGAGUAAACAACACAAUGAACUACAACAACAAUUAGAUCAACAAGAAAAAGAACUCGACCAACAAGAAAAAGAACUCAAUCAAAGAGAAGAAGAGAUAAAACUUAAAAGAGUUCAACUAACCCAUCAAAAAACAAAGCUGACCAGUCAAAUCACAAAAGAUAUUGAAUGA
Messenger RNA from Cavenderia fasciculata, 765 nucleotides. RefSeq lists its product as uncharacterized. The transcript has a single exon. The coding region runs from base 1 to 765 and encodes 254 amino acids. Lineage: Eukaryota; Evosea; Eumycetozoa; Acytosteliales; Cavenderiaceae. The record is from RefSeq and is a predicted model, not a curated record.